Messenger RNA from Anopheles funestus (African malaria mosquito), 4500 nucleotides. It is a transcript of the gene Vang, whose product is annotated as vang-like protein 1. The record is from RefSeq and is a predicted model, not a curated record. Bases 1145 to 2908 code for a protein of 587 amino acids. Gene Ontology annotation, biological process: multicellular organism development; Wnt signaling pathway, planar cell polarity pathway; establishment of planar polarity. Gene Ontology annotation, cellular component: plasma membrane. NCBI's taxonomy places the organism in Eukaryota, Metazoa, Arthropoda, Insecta, Diptera, Culicidae. The transcript is spliced from 2 exons.
AACCAAAUACACUUCCACCAUUUUCCUGGAGUUUAAAGAUGAAUGAAGUCGUGAAGCUCGGUCCGUGUAAUUUCACCUAGGAAUCGAAACGUACUCCCAUGGCAAAGAAGUGUACAAGCAAUGGUGAUAUCGUGAAUAUUGUUUCGUUCUAGAAUCUAAAACGGUAGUGCGUGCUUUUCGUGACGUUUUGUGUUUUUUUGCGUGUGGCGUUGUGUGCUGGGUAUAGAAGUCAUUCAACCUGAAACAAAAUCGAUGCAUCGUCGCUAUACCUCCGCCGUUGCCGUCGCGUUGUGCAAUUUUUUUUUGUUACAAUCGGCGUGUUGUGUGUGAUGUGAAAGGUCUAACGAAAAUGAUGGCAAAUUCUGCUCCUAGCUGUGCUAAAAAAUGCUCUCCACCCUUAUGGAUGUGUCACGGGGAAACAAGUGCGAUAAAUUAAGUUUCGGUAAAUUCAUUCCAUUCACCUGUGCCUACAAUUAGUGCCGAGUGCAUUCCAUACAUGUACGCGAUUGUGUUAGUGUGUAAUGCGUUUUUCGCCUUUUGAGCCGUUUUUGUUACAAAGAAAGCGAAACGUUCGUUGCGGGGAAUAUCUUUUAACGUGGUGAAACAAACAACGGCAGAAACAAAAUCAGUAGUGACCGACAUAUUUGCGUGAACCGGACGACAAAUUCCCUGCUGCCGCGAACGGACGCAGUACGGUCAGCGAGAACAAGCGAGAGAACGGGAGGCAAGAGCGCUAAAUAGCUAACUGUAAGGGCCGGUUUUUUUCCCCAUUUGUUUCGUCCGUCGUCACCAACACCAGUGUACGUGCCUGGGAAAGCGUCGUUCGUAUGCGCACCGGGAAGAAAGAACGGAACGUGGUGUGUUGCGUUGUCGCUACGCAAGAAAAAAUUAAUCGUCCCCAUCAGCGUUCAAAAUAGUGAAAAAUCGGAAGCGGAUGUUUUGUUUCUGUUUAUGUUAAACGAAUUGUGACUGUUUCUGAUCAUUUUGAUACAUUUUAAUAACUUGAAGUUCCGCUUAAAACCGGAAGAGCACGGUUUGUAGAUUGCCUAGCAAUCUAAAGGUGGCAGGUGAAUAAAGGUGAUAGCACAAUAAUACAUUUGCCAAUGAAGGCAGUAGCAGUAGCGCCAACAUCACAAUCGUUUCGAUGGGCACGAUGAUGGAAACGGAAUCGGUUAAGUCGGAACCGGGUAGCAAAAGUAGACGAUCACGUACAUCGCAAAAUCACCACCAGCAGCAGCAGCAACAGCAGCACAGCACACUUGGAUCGCAUCGAACGCGCCAUUCGCAUCGAAACAGCAGCAAUAAUCAUUCCCGCAGCGGCAACAACAAGCGUCCCGAUAUGGCACCGUUCCAGACGAGCGUCAAUCUGGGCGACGAUGGCCGGGAUGGGCAGGAGAUCAUCGAGGUGUCGAUCCUGCCGCAGGAUGAAACGUGGGGCGACAACACGACCGCCAUCACGGGCAACACGUCCGAGCAGAGCAUCUCGAUGGAGGACGUCAGCUACUUCCAGAUGGCGGAUGAUCGUGGCGUCGGGUUCGCCUGCCAACGCUACCUCGAGCGCGGAUUGGCCGUGCUGCUGUGUGCGGUCGCAUUCGUCGGCCCGCUGGCCAUGGUUGUACUGCCGCGGCUUGGCUUUUUCCCGUCCGCGUUCGAGAGUUUGGACCUGACGCAGAACGAGCGCGUGCGCCUGCUGGCAUGCAAUGCGGAGUGCAAAGGUAUGCUGGUAUCGCUGGCCGCCAGAUUGCUGCUGUUGGCGAUCGGGCUUUGGGCGCUGUUUCUCCGCCAGCCGUCCGCUAUCAUGCCGCGCAUCUUUCUGUUCCGAUCGUGCGCAUUGCUGCUCGUGCUGAUCUCUUCCUUCGCCUACUGGCUGUUCUACAUCGUGCAGGUGACUGAGGGUGCCCGGGCGAUCGUAUCCGGUUCGUCGGUUGUCGACUACAAAACGUUGGUAGCGUACGCUACCAGCUACUGCGAUACGCUGCUGUUUGUGCAUUAUGUGGCGGUGGUGCUGCUGGAGAUUCGUCACCUACAGCCGUUGUACCACGUGAAGGUGAUACGCAGCCCAGACGGAGAAUCGCACAGCUACAGCAUCGGGCAGCUCAGCAUCCAGCGGGCCGCGGUAUGGGUGCUGCAGCGUUACUACACCGAGUUCAGUAUCUACAAUCCGUACCUCGAGCGGUUACCGGUCUCGAAAGCGCAGCGAAAGGCGGCCGCCGUAUCCUCGUUCAAGUACUACGAUGUGGACGGUGCAACGCCCGCACAGCAGCAGAGUCAAUCGCGUGCCGUUCUGGCCGCUCAUGCUCGGCGCCGUGAUUCGUCCCACAACGAACGGUUCUACGAGGAGCACGAGUACGAGCGACGGGUGAAAAAGCGCCGUGCCCGGCUUGUCACCGCGGCCGAGGAAGCGUUUACGCACAUCAAGCGUAUGCAGCAACCAUCUUCACCGCAGCAGCACGAUCAACAAGGCGAUGGUGGAACCGCACCGCCGGCCAUACCGCUCGAUCCACAGGAAGCGGCCCAAGCAAUCUUUCCCUCGAUGGCGCGGGCACUGCAGAAGUAUCUGCGCGUCACCCGGCAGCAACCGCGCCACACGGUCGAAUCGAUCCUGAAGCAUCUGGGCCACUGUCUCAAGCACGACAUGUCACCGCGUGCCUUCCUGGAACCGUAUCUCGUCGAGGCGCCGGUACUGCAGAACGAUAAGGAGCGUCGCACCAACCACAACUGGUCGCUGAUCUGUGACGAGCUGCUGUCCCGGCCGCUCUCCGACGGCUGCACCUUCCAGCUGAUCCAGAACGACGUUUCGCUGACGGUAUCGAUUCACCGGAUACCGCACUUUACCGUCAGCGAGGAGGUGGUCGAUCCGAAGUCCAACAAGUUCGUGUUAAAGCUUAACUCUGAGACGAGCGUGUGACCGGUGGCGGCGAUGCGUGGGGUACGGAAUCGCACCGGCAAGCCAGUACCGAAUGCUGGUGAUGGUGGUGAGCAGCGGCGGGCUGAAAUUUUGCAUCAACUGAAUCAUCUACUCAUUACCGAAGAAAGAGUCAGAUGAAAAGACAGACCCCCUGAAGGGAUACGGUUCUUCGCCACCCAGGGUGGCUAAUGACGACACAAGACUGUCUUUUGUCUUUGGCACAAGGGUUUUACGCGUUUAAUGAAGAUACAUUGGACGAGUAAGGUAAUUCUUCGGGAACGCAUUAUAUAAAAGAACCGAUCGAUUAGAUUCAACCAUCCGGUCGAACGAAAGUACAACCCCGUACGAGAGGGAGAACGGUUGUUGUGUCCCAAAGGCUUUAAUUCGUUUUUGAUCGUGAUCUUUUAUUUCUUAUUUGGUCGGAGAAUGGGCAAGUAUUGUAAAAGCAGCAAACGAAACCGUUUUUAAGCUGCUAGUGUUUAUUGGAAAACAAUCGAGAAUUCCUCGGAUGGGGAUCUCAUCAGGCCAACGGCAGACUUUCCCACUGGGGCACAUAGUUCUUUUGUCGUUAAACGAUCUUCCUCUACACAGUUUUCCGACGUUUAAUUGCCGGGACGUUCGGAAACGGACGCUGCCUAGCCGUUCCGAGAUUGAUACCCGCAAAUCAUCUUCCCACCGGUCGGAGUGGUGGAUGCUUUUCACCAUUUUUUUUCGGCCGUUUCCAUUCAAUUCAGGCGUAACUGAGAAGAAACACGCAGGUGUAUCUUCACGAAAGCCCGAACAGUUUGGAUGGACUUUGCUUUCCUCAUUUGGAGCGUUGAUCGAAUCAAACGAAUGACAACCGGAACGGAUCGAAUUUGUAGCUUACCCCGUAGUUUCAACGAACGGAACUCGAAUCGUGAAUCGUGACCGCGUAAAGGAAGAAGCUACGAAUCAUCCGGUACGAAACCUGCAUUACGUUACGAUCGAUCGAGUGUGGAAAUUUGCAGAUACGAGAUCUCUUGUACCAUCAAUCACGGUACAUUGUGGAAUGUUUCAGUUUUGUGAGAUUUUUUCAUGGUAUUUCAACGCAUUGAAGUAACACAGAACUGUGGAUUUGUCUCUAGUGGAUCCAACUAAUGUAACUAGAUUCCAAUUGGUUAGAUAUUUUAAAAUUAUUGUGGAUACUUUUACACAGAAUCCUUGAUCCUAGAGAAUUCAAUCAUAGGAUAUCUCAGACUGAAAUCCUAGCCCAAUUUAUAGAUAAGAUCUCAUCUGGGCAAUCCUUGAUUAUACGCAAAGACAUAGUUGUGUUCAAGGCAAUGAAGGCAACAAAGGGCCCAAAUAGAUCAGCAACAUCUUGUAGGUGAAUUUCUGGAUUCAUGUUGCAGUUUUGUGAGAUAUUAUACAAAGAAUCUGAUAUUCGAUCGUUUCACUUCCACCGAUAGUGCCAUGUAGACAUGGGACAAACGAUUCUUUUAAAGGAUUGAGUGCGGUCCAGUUCGAUCAGUGUUGUGAAGUGAAUGCGUACGGCAGUUCUUCUGCACGUCGUCCGUGAGGCGGUGUUGAUCAUACAGUUGUUUGACUACACAUGUGAAGUAGUAAUGGGUAAA